This is a messenger RNA of Coregonus sp. 'balchen', 25673 nucleotides long. The record is from the annotation of a GenBank genome assembly. NCBI's taxonomy places the organism in Eukaryota, Metazoa, Chordata, Actinopteri, Salmoniformes, Salmonidae.
AUGAGGCGCAGGCGCAUGGUGAGUGAGCACCAAUCGCCCCACUUUUGUGUCUGUAUAAAACUUUUCAGGAGCCUGUGCCAGGUUGCACUUUCUGUCAGUCCAGGGCUCCAGUUUGCCGGAGAGGUGAGAGAGAGAGCAGUGAGAGAGAGAGAGGAGAGGGAGUUGACAGUUUUUAGCCCAAUCCUACACUUUUAUAAAGUGGUGGGUAACAAUUAAUUUCUCUGGUUGUAAAACCUCAUAACCGGAGAACUACCUACCUACCUACCUACCUACCUACCUACUGCACCAAACCACGCAUUACCGGAUAGUGUCCUAAAUGUGUCUUUGUUUUGUCCUCUUCUUCUGAAGCGUCUCCUGUUUGGUGAGGAUGGAGAAUGCACACGCAAAAGAGCCGGAAGAGGUUGUGUCAUACUUUGGUGUCGACCAGACCACCGGCCUCACACCAGAACAGUUCAAGAAGAACCUGGCCAGAUAUGGUCACAACGGUGAGAAAGAGAGACUGAGAUGGAUGGAUGGAUGGAUUGAUGGGAAAGGAUAGAGAAACCAAGGGAUGGACAGAGGGACUUGGAGGUGGAUAAGAGGAGGGAUAGGGCUUGUUGGAAAGAUGAUGGUGAGGAGGAGGAAGAGGAGGAGAAAAAGGAGGAGGAUCUGGUUGGGUGUAGAGGUUCGGACCCAAAAUAGGGUUAAUUGGUGCUAAAUGCUGUGGAAAGAAUGGAUGCGAUGGAGGGACAGACAGACAGACAGCAACAGGUGUUCCUCUGACUUGGAAAAAAAUGUAUCUUGGAAAACAGUUAGUCUUUGUUUUGGUUAUGACGAGGGGAAGGUCGAAUGUUGACUCUUUGUGAUUGGCUGGCUGGCUGGCUGGCUGGCUGGCUGGCUGACACAUUGGCGCGCAGCAACCAAAAUGGUUCACGUGACCUUGUGAUGGUGUUGCAGAUACCAUUUGAAGGUCAGCGGCACCAAGGGAUGCUUGUGUAGUGUAGUUUGUGAUCAGUCCAGUACAGGCUCUCUAUUGUGGUUGGUUGGUUGGUUUCCAGAAGUUCCUGACAACUUCUACAUGCAUAUCUGUUGUAUCAGUCCUUUUAUUUUAGUGUAUUUGCAGUUAGCACACUUGAUAAUACCAUUGAGUGGCUAAGCUUCAGACUAGAUAUACAGAGGCAGAAGUUAAGUUAUGAGGCUUAUGAUAAUGUUUUUAUGAAAAUGUUUCUUCUUGGUCAUCCAUGCUUAAAUCAUGAUAUAAAGCAUUGGUAUAGUCAUUGUCUCAUCCAACCAAUGAAAAGCAAUGACUGACUCAAGGCUCUGAUUGGCUAACCAAUCAGAGGUCAGUGAGAAGGACAGAGGUUUGCUAUGGCUACUGUAGAGCCGACCUGGGACAAACCAAGGCCUUAACACGUUUGCAAACUUUUGCUAAAGAAAACCAUUUAGUUUGAUCCUUUAGAAAUAAAGUAGAAUCACAGUUGUGCAAUGCCAGUUCUUUGGUUUGUUCAUGUUUUUGCAGAAUUUGAAGAUUUGAGUUGAGUUCAGAUAGAUUUCAGUCCUGACGUAAGUUAUCAAUCAAAAGGUGGAUGACAUGACCAAAGUAAAGGUUUUUAGCUAAUUAACUAUAGGUAUUUGUAUCAAAUGCAAAAUUUUGCACCUGUAUUUUCAAUGAUCUGAUCUGACCUAGCAUUUCUGCUAUCAAAGUUAGAGGUAGUAGGCCUAAUGCUAUUCUCAAUUAGCGAUUUUAGUAGCAAAUAGCAAUGCUAUGCUAAUAAUCUCCUCUCGCUCUCUUUCCCCUUUUACAGAGCUGCCAGCUGAGAUUGGUGAGUUCCAAACGUUUAUCUUUGCCCCUCACACACCUGUCUGUGGUCGGUCUGCACACACACUCCUAUUUCCGUCCCAGUGUCCGGGAGGUUACACAUCCCAUCAGUCACACUACUUCUUUAUUUCUUGUCACCAUGUCACACACAAACAGACACUUACACACACACACACAUACACACCUGUUGUUCUGCUUUCUGCCUGGGAUGAUGGACUUCCUGUCAGUCGUGUUGUCGUGACUUCUGUCAUCACGAACCCUCCAGACAUUCCGAAUCGCCCAUUUAUCUCUGUUCACGCCCCCUCUAGGGUUUAAAAUCAUUGGAAUGGUUGGUGUAGAGUAGCUAUAUUUUUUUAUCCAAUCCGAUGCUUGACAGGGAGGGGCUACACACUUCAGACAGAAGGAAGGGGAGGAUGUGAAUGGGAUUGCUCUUGUUGUCAAACUUGUCAUAACCCUGAAAGAAGAGGAUCUUCCUAUGCACAGAUCUGUGUCCUAACUUACCCAUCACAUCUGCCACAUAAAACCUUGAAAACACAGAACUAAAAAUGUGCGUAAUUGCGUCAGAUGCUUCAGUUGGCUCGUCAAUAGUUCAAACAGCCACAAAGUCAUGAACCCCCACCUAUUUCUACAAUUGAUCUUCUUAAAAUCUGAUUUUAAACCACAGGCGGCUGGUGGCACCUUCAUUGGGGAGGACGGGCUCAUAGUAAUGGCUGGAACAGAAUAAAUUGAAUGGUAUCGAACACAUCAAGCACACGGUUUCCAUGUGUUUGAUACCAUUUAAUUCACUCCUUUUCAGCCAUUAUUAUGAGCCAUCCUCCCCUCAGUAGCCUUCUGUGUUUUAAACCUAACCCUAACCACACUGCUAACUUUAUACCUAACCCUAACCUUAAAUUAAGACCAACAAGCAAAUGUUUGUUUUGAUACAUUUCUAUAAUAUACCCAAUUUUGACUUUGUGGCUGUGUUAUCUAGUGGGAACCUUCCAGUUGUGUUGCAUGUGUCUACACAUGAGAGAUUAUUGUCACGCUGACUAUUCCUCCCUGUAACGGUUAUGAUUCUCACGUCUGUCAAUACUAUAUCAUCAUGAUACAAUAGCGACAUUAGCAAUAGUCAUCGAAAUUGUUAAAAGGUUUUAAAAACAAUUCUAAUAAAUGCAACAGUUGGACAAUGGAUGACAAUGGAUGAAUCCAUCAGAUAUUGACAAAAUUAUAGCACAUAAAACAUUUUACUGGCACGGACAAAUAAUGGAGUUUUUUUUCUUAGAAUGCACUCAUACAUUUUCUUAUUGUAUCAGGUAUUUUUGUGUGUGUUAAACUAAGGACAUUAUAUGUGCCUCAUUUGCAUAAAUACACUGGGUGUAUUUGCAUAUAUUACGACAUUAACAUAAAGGGGAGAAAUAGGACCAACUCUCACCUGCACUGUCUAGACUGCCUCAUUAAUUACUGUUGUCACGUACUUUUGCAUAAUUCAACAAUUGUGUCAAUAGCAGGAUACCCUCGGAUUAAAAAUCAACACGGUUGGCUCUAGAUUACACCUACUUUACAUUGUUUGCGAGAUCAGACAUACACUACAUGACCAAAAGUAUGUGGACACCUGCUCGUCGAACAUCUCAUGUCAAAAUCAUGGGCAUUAAUAUGGAGUUGGUCCCCCCAUUGCUGCUAUAACAGCCUCAAUUUUUUUACAUUUUAGUCAUAUAGCAGACGCUCUUAUCCAGAGCGACUUACAGUUAGUGAGUGCAUAAAUGUUUUCAUACUGGUCCCCCGUGGGAAUCGAACCCACAACCCUGGCGUUGCAAGCGCCAUGCUCUACCAACUGAGCUACACGGGACUUAACACUUCACUCUUCUGGGAAGACUUUCCACUAGAUGUUGGAACAUUGCUGUAGGGACUUGCUUCCAUUCAGCCACAAGAGCAUUAGUGAGGUUGGGCACUGAUGUUGGGCGAUUAGGCCUGGCUCGCAGUCGGCAUUCCAAUUCAUACCAAAGGUGUUCGAUGGGGUUGAGGUCAGGGCUCUGUGCAGGCCAGUCAAGUUCUUCCAAACCAACCAUUUCUUUACGGACCUCGCUUUGUGCACAGGGGCAUUGUCAUGCUGACACAGGAAAGGGCCUUCCCCAAACGGUUGCCACAAAGUUGGAAGCACAGAAUCGUCUAGAAUGUCAUUGUAUGCUGUAGCGUUAAGAUUUCCCUUCACUGGAAGUAAGGGGCCUAGCCUGAAUCAUGAAAAACAGCCCCAGACCAUUAUUCCUCCUCCACCAAACUUUACAGUUGGCACUAUGCAUUCAGACAGGUAGCGUUCUCCUGGCAUCUGCUAAACCCAGAUUCGUCCGUUGGACUGCCAGAUGGUGAAGCAUGAUUCAUCCCUCCAAAGAACGCGUUUCCACUGCUCCAGAGUCCAAUGGUGGCGAGCUUUACACCACUCCAGCCGACGCUUGGCAUUGGCAUGGUGAUCUUGGCUUGUGUGAGGCUGCUCGGCCAUGGAAACUCAUUUCAUGAAGCUCCCGACGAACAGUUAUUGUGCUGACGUUGCUACCAGAGGCAGUUUGGAACUCGGUAGUGAGUGUUGCAACCGAGGACAGACGAUUCCUGUUCUGUGAGCUUGUGCGGCCUACCAAUUUGCGGCUGAGCCGUUGUUGCUCCUAGAUAUUUCCACUUCACAAUAACAGCACUUACAGUUGAUCGGGGCAGCUCUAGCAGGGCAGACAUUUGAUGAUCUGACUUGUUAGAAAGGUGGCAUCCUAUGACCAUGUUGAAAGUCACUGAGCUCUUCAGUAUGGGCCAUUCUACUGUCAAUGUUUGUGUAUGGAGAUUGCAUGGCUGUGUGCUCAAUUUUAUACACCUGUCAGUAACUGGUGUGGCUGAAAUAGCCGAAUCCACUAAUUUGAAGGGGUGUCCACAUACUAUUGUAUAUAUAGUGUAAUAUCACCAUAACCCGAGAGUUCAUUUUCGGAAGUUGCUUUCACUUCAGCGCAUCUAAUUUGUAAACAUUUCAACUGUAUUAAAUGAUUACUUUUAUAAAUUUCAGAAAUAAUGAACCCCCAUCAAAAUAACGUUAUCUUUCUUUUUCUUGUGAAGUGUCGAAACGGUGCGUUCAAUUCCAGACGAAGCUUUAGUGUUCUUAUAGAUUCAACGGAAAGCCAAUGUAUCUGCGGUUGUAACGUUUACGGGAAAGAACGACAGGCACAAGCAAGAGUAUGAAAGAGUAAAAUGAAAGCAAUCAAUCCAGUGUGAUUUAAGUGACAAGUGGAUUUUGCACCCCUCAAACACAGGAAAUAGAUGGCAUGCGCGUUGUUAGGGAACAUUUCCACACACACACACACACACACGCACAGUGACAUUAUUCUCAUUCCCUCCUCUACUACUCUCUCUCGCUCUCUGUCUCUCGCUCUCUGCCUCUCGCUCUCUGUCUCUCGCUCUCUGCCUCUCGCUCUCUGUCUCUCUCGCUCUCUCUCUCUCUCAGGUAAGACCAUCUGGGAGUUGGUCUUAGAGCAGUUUGAGGAUCUGUUGGUCAGAAUCCUGCUGCUGGCUGCCUGCAUCUCUUUUGUAAGUAGACAAAACGUAGUCACUGAUUUUGGCUGACUAUGGCAUAUAGAAAAUAUUACACAGUAAUGACACAAGACAAGGUAAAGACAUGACGUUCUAGUCACUAGAUUCAUUGCUGCGUUAGAAUGGCGAAUGACUUUAGAUGUUCUGUCUCUAGCUUCAUUGGUACAAGACAAAGUGAUGUUAUCUGGUCUGCUCCUCAAUGAUUGGUGUAAUGAGAGCAAGGGGAAGAUAUUAAUGUAUUGAUAAUACCUAUUGAGUGCUCCACAUAGGGGGUAGGGUCUAUACAGGUCGAUAGGUUUGGGUGUAUGUGUGAGUUUGUUGGUGUAAGGUCACUGUGAGGUCACUUCCUGUCAACUUCCUCCUUCCACGUCCUCUCCUUACCACAGUGCAGGAUGGGUAGAUGUUUCAGCGUAGCAGCUGUGCAUGGUGGCAGAGGCCCUGAGAGGACACUGACAGCGAACACACACACGCACACACAAACACGCAUGCACACAAGGUUACAUACCUGCGCUAUGAAAGACACAUACUGUACACACACAGGUCAAUUAUGCUUUGCGUACACACAGAACACAUGCUGUGACCCGUCAGGUUAUAUUUCAUAUGGAUUGAUGUCCACCCUCUCUCCCUCCCUCCCUCACACACUCGCUCACUCACUCUAGGAAUCCCUCCCCCCUCCCUCUCGCUCACUAUUUAAUUUCACUGUUGUCUCCCCUCUGCCCUCCUGUCUCGCUCUCUCUUUUCAAAUCUGUUUUGGGGUAGGGGAGGGGAUGACACAAUGUUUUAACCCCCCCCCCCCCCCCCGCCUCCCCAACCCUUUACACUCUGUCCCUGACCAGCUGUCACUAUGGCCUUAGAAAGAAUGGUGUGUGUAUGCGAUGUAGUGUGUGUGUGUGUGUGUGUGGCAAGAGGGCGCGAGGGGAGAGAGGGCGCGUUAUUUUAAGAAAGUCUCAAGCCAGGCCGAGAAACUGUAUCCUUUCACAAAGGUCAGGGAUGAAAGGAACGAAGGAUUGCCGGCGAGAGAGCGAGAGAGGGAGAAAGAUAGUUUUGCACAAUGGCAUUGUUUGUUGCAAAGACAAACAAACAGAUAGGUGAUAGGUACAUACAGUAUAUGGUUGAGGAAGACACUGUAAUGAUAAUAUGUACUUCAUAAAUGCAUAAUAUAAAGUGAAUAUACUGUAUAAAUAUAUAAAUGCAUUGGCAAUAUCAGUGUAAUGUUUGUAAUGUACUUUCAAAUUAAGGUUCUAUGAUAGUAUGGUACGUGUGAGAAGGCUACAAUCGAUUUCAAUGCAGUACAUUUUGGAAUAGAGAGACAGAGAGGAUGCAUGAUAUAGAGAUCUUAAAAGAGAGGGAAUGAGAGAAUAAAUGGAUAGAGACAAGAAAAGAAGGAAAUGAAGAAACAAGCAAAAGAAAGAAAGAAAAAAGAGGAUGGAAGAGUCAAAUCUUUGCACAAAGGAACAACAGAGUAGAGAAGGGAGAGGCGGAAGAAGAAGGUUAAGAGGAUGGUUUGGACAAAGGAAUAAAGGAUAAUGGAUCGAUGUAUACAUUAAUGGUGGGAUUUCUCUCUUUCUCUGUGGGUUUGAUUGCUUCUUACUCUGCUUCAGUGGAUCAGAACUGAUCUGUGUCCAUGUCAACAUAGCCCCUUUCCUAAACAGACCAGUGACAACAACACGUGACACUCACACACACACAAUAACUCCCUCUAUCACACAUGCACACACAGACAAAAAAGGCUGGCAUAGACUAAAGGUUUCUGAUAUGGCCGCAUAUUGUCAAAUGUGGAAAAGAGUGUAUUCUAUUAUCAAUACAAACCAUGCAUCCAUAUCGAGAGCUCUCGCCUCUCUCUCCCCCUCCUGCUCCCUCUCAUCUCUCUCUCGUCUCUCCGAUCAUCAUCUCUGUCUCUCUCUCUAUCGUCUCUCUCUCUCUCUCGCUCUCUCUCUCUCUCUCUCUAUUCUCUCUCAUCUCUACGCCUUCGUGGUCUCUCUGUUUUCUAGGGGUGUGAGGAAACAGUCACAGCCUUCGUGGAACCUUUAGUCAUCCUUCUCAUUCUCAUCGCUAAUGCCAUCGUUGGAGUCUGGCAGGUCAAUUAGUGGAAACACACACACACACAUACACGCAUGCGCACACAGAAUACAUCACAUGCGUUAGUUUACCCGCUCAGGGUCAGAAUGUGUUACCCGCGGGGGUGGGGGGAGGUGUGUUAUAGGGGAAAAUGCAGCAGCCCCCAAACCCACAGUAGAAAUACAGAGGGACGAUCGGGUUACCGCAAGUAGCGGGUCCGUAUUGGCCUUGUGGUGGUCAUUUGGAAACUAUGCACAAGGAUUCACACAUAGGGGGUUACGGGACGAGGGAGCGGGGAGGGGGUGGAUGUGACGGGUGUAGGGGGUGGGCAUAUUGGCAUAAGUCAGGCUUUACACUUCUGGAAGGGAGGUCAGGAGGAACUGAUGUUCUGUGGGGUUGUUGUUGCCCUGUAGGAGCGCAAUGCAGAAAGCGCCAUCGAGGCUCUGAAGGAGUAUGAGCCUGAGAUGGGGAAGGUUUACCGGUCGGACAGGAAGAACGUCCAGAUGAUCAAGGCCAGGGAGAUCGUCCCUGGAGAUGUGGUGGAGGUGUCCGGUAAGAUUCAGAUUCAGAUUCAGAUGUUCAGAUUUAGGUAAGAACUGUAUAAGCCUCUAAACACUGAUCUGGGUUCAGUUUUGGAUUUCUCUUACCUAAUGACUAAAGGGCUGCGAUUUUGGGGCUGAUCCUAGAUCUGAGCCCAAGGGCAACAUCUACCCAUUUAGGCCCUAGAGUUGUAGGCCCAGUCCCAAGUCGACCCUUAGCCCCAAUACCCACUAAAAAUGAAUGUAGAUCUGAUGUAAGCGAAACAAUCUACCUUGCCUAUCAGAGAUGAAGGUUUAGAGAUUUUUACAACAACUUUUAUCACAAAACGUACAAUUUGUCACAAAAUGAGUCACAAAGUGCUUGAAUCUGUCCAAUCCUCUCAGAUUGACAUCACGUCGUUAGGGUUUGCUAAUAUAUUAUACCAACCCCCCCAAAACAAGGCCUAACACCCAUAGUGAAUAUUGCCUGGUUGACAGACACAGGGAGCAUCCCAAAAGGCACUCUUUUUACUUUAUAGCCAUAGGGCUCUGGUCAAAAGUAGUGCACUAUGUAGGCCCUAGGACCCUUGAAGGUACUUGGGCUAUCCACAGAGGGUACUUGAAGACUCAUGACACCAUAGGUCUACUGGUAAAAUGCACAUGAGGGGGUACUUCAGGGGUACUCAGGGCAGAGCAAAAUUCAGUUGGUGGUACAGUUACCGAAAAAGGUUUGCGAACCACUGAUGCAGGGAAUAGGGUGCCAUUUGAGAUGUAUACCAGUGGCUGGUCCUGGGUCAGAUUGGUUUAUCCCUCUAAUGGUUAAGGUUAGGUUUAGGGUUGGCUAAUCUGAUCCUAGUAUAGAUAAAGGGACAGAUUUUACUACUAAGGGCACAUUUUAAUGUUUAAUGCGUGUUAUUCAUUUGCGGGCACAACAAAUUUAGCAGGUGAUCUACUAAGAAUAUAGACUAAAAUCAAUUAAUUACAUUUACAUUUGACAUUUGAGUCAUUUAGCAGAUGCUCUUAUCCAAAGCGGCUUACAGUUAGUGAGUGCAUACAUUUUUUCUUUCGAACCCACAACCCUGGCAUUGCAAGUGCUAUGCUCUACCAACUGAGCCGCACGGGACCUGCACCAAUGCACUAGAUGUGUGGCUUGGACAUGUGAAUGAGUGUGUGUGUGUGCCCGUGUGUAUUUGAGAGGGUGAGAAAGAGAGAGAGGGAUAGAGAGUGUAUGACAAUGACUAAGUGUCAUUGUGUGACGAAGGGAGGAGGGGGGAGGGAGGGAGGGUGGCUGUCCUUGUGUCCUUGAGACAGUGGGUCCUUUUAAGGCAAUCCGAGGGUAAGAGAGAGGGGGGUAUAGAAAGAAUGAGAGAGAUAAAUGUAUAUACAUAGUGUACCCAUCAUCCAUACAUUUUGUUGUUUAUUUAUUAGACAUUCUUUCUUUCUCAUAAAUUCUCUCUCUCUCUCACCUGUUCUCUCCAUAUCACUGUGUCCCCAAGGUCUCGCCCUCUCUUUCUGUCUGUCUGUCUGUCUGUGGGGUCAGCUUUCAGUGUCGCUAUUCAUCCACAGUGCUAAAUCUAGUCAGUCAUGUCAUUCUCUCUCUCUCGCUCUCUUUCACUCUCUCAAUUCAAAUGGGCUUUAUUGGCAUGUACUUCCAAAGCAAGUGAAAUAAACAAUCACAAAUUAACAGUUAACAUUAAACACACAAAAGUUUCAAAAGAGAAAGCCGUUUGAAAUGUUACAUUAUUAACUAGGUACAGUGUUGUUACAAUGUGUAAAUAGUACAAAUGUUUUCCCAAUAGGUUAUAUAAUUUACUUUUUUUUUGUUAUAAUGUGGUUGGGUCAGAUUGUCUGAGUGCUGUCCUGAGGCGUUGUUGGGUUGGUAGUGGUUAAUAAACUUAGCCUCAGGACUAGUUGGAUGAGGGGACUUUUCUCUAUUAUCAACUCUCUAUCUCUCUCCCUCUCUCUCUCACACCCUCUCGCUCUCUAUUUUGCCAUACUGAAGAGUCAAAAUUUCAAAUAGUGAUAUUUUGACAGUGUAAAAAAGCAGUGUAUUGUCAGAAUGCACUCUAAAAAGUCAGACUAAGCACAACGUUAACCAGGGGAAACCUUGAUUGUGAUAAAGACUCUGAAUUAAAAUUGAGUAAUUAGGUUUGAACAUUCGUGAAAUUAACUCUGAAGUGGAGUGUAGUUUGUGUGUAUAUGCGUGAGGUUGAGAGAGCUACUUUGAACUAACAUUGUCUAUGUGUUUUCUUUCUUUCCCAGUUGGUGACAAAGUCCCCGCUGACAUCAGACUCGUCAAAAUAAACUCUACUACUCUGCGUGUUGACCAGUCCAUCCUCACUGGUGAGUGAUAUUAUCAACUCUGUCUCAGUCUUAACCCUCUUUACAGGACUACAAUGGAAAUAAAUUAGGGCUGUCAGAGUUAAUCAGUUAACUCGAGUUAACUUUUAGUAAUUUUAGUGCACUUUUCUUUUGUCAAGAUUUAUCCCAUUGUCUGAAAGCUUUGAAAAUACACAGAAAACAUCCUAAAUACAUCAUCUAUACAGCUAAAAUCUACAAUGCCAUGUAAAAACAAGCUGACAUUGAGGUUAAAUAAAGUGUGAUUUCUCAAUUUGGCCAAAAUAACAUAAAUCUAUUUGGAUAACCAUUAUUUUAUACAAACUAAAAACGUUAAUAUUCUUGUAAUGUUUUUUGUAUGAAAAAUCUUAAAUUACAUUUGGAAUUUGCAUUUAAAUCCUGAGAGUUACCUUGAUUAAAUGUUUUUAAUCUUUUGACAGCCCUAAAAUAAAUACAUGUAAAACCUUUUUAUUGUAAAACUGUCUCUCUCCUCUUUCAGGUGAGUCUGUCAGUGUGAUUAAGCACACCGAUGCCGUCCCGGACAUGAGAGCUGUCAACCAGGACAAGAAGAACAUGCUUUUCUCUGUGAGGGCCUCUCCUACUGUAUAUAUUUAUCCAUCUAUCUUUCUAUUCCUCCAUCUUGGAAUCUCUCCAUAAAUCUAACUGUCGAUUUCCACACUCCUGCCCUUCUCUAUAUGAGCCUCUUGUACUCUCCAUCUCCUCCACCCUUACAGCCAUUAAUUGACCGCUCUCUCUCUCUCCCUCUUUCCACUAUCUCCUUCUCCCCUCUCUCUUUCUGUAUCUCCUUUUCCCCUCUCUCCCUCCCUUUCUCUCGCUCCCCCUUCCCCUCUCUCUCCCUCCCUCUGUCCGUACCUCAAGGGCACCAACAUCGCUUCAGGCAAGGCUAUCGGCGUAGCCGUGGCGACCGGUGUCUCUACAGAGAUCGGGAAGAUCCGUGACCAGAUGGCUGCGACAGAGCAGGAGAAGACCCCCCUGCAGGCCAAACUGGACGAGUUCGGAGAGCAGCUCUCCAAGGUGAGACAGACAGCUACUACUACACUGCUACUACACUACUACUACUACACUACUAUUUCUACUACUACUACACUAUUUUAGUUGUUGCAACUUGACAAGAUUAUUUUCCCCGCUGCCUUAAAAUGGUCAAGUAGCCAAUUUUUGCCCGUUUUGAUUUGAUGCAACUUAAAGAGAUAUUUCACCCAAAUUACAAAAUUACAAUGGAAUUUGUGCCACAAAUGGUCAAACAUAAGCAUUUGGAAACAGUGCCAGGGAAAUAAAACCAAGUCAUACCUUGUCCAUAGACUUACAAUGUAAGGAAACCAAUAGUGUAAUGAUGACAAUUGUAUUACAUAUCUUUUUAAAAUCAGGCUUUAUCUGACAACCUUUUGUUGUCUAUUCCAUAACAGGUCAUCUCCCUGAUCUGCGUUGCCGUGUGGAUGAUCAACAUCGGCCACUUCAACGACCCCGUCCAUGGAGGCUCCUGGAUCCGCGGGGCGGUCUACUACUUCAAGAUCGCUGUGGCCCUGGCUGUGGCUGCCAUUCCUGAGGGUAAGCACCUGAUACUGGAAUAGCACUAAUCUAAUCUAAAAAGUCUAGAUGGGUCAAAGUAAAGUGGACAAAAGUAAAUCAACCAAUCACGCUCUAGACUGUGUUAACCUGCUGAGCUAAAGCCUAUGUAGCAAAACUAAUGCAAGUCUUCAGGUCUCAAGCAAGGUUUCUCAUCACAAGAACAUGGUUCACUGUAUAACUAAUAACACUCUUUCCCCUUAUCUCUCUUUCUCUACCAUCUCUCCCCCUUCUCCCCCUAUCUCUCUUUCUCUACCGUCUCUCCCCCUUCUCCCCCUCUCUCUCCUUCUCUACCCCUUCUCCCCCCUCUCGCUCCCUCCCAGGUCUGCCCGCUGUGAUCACCACUUGCCUGGCUCUGGGUACCCGCCGCAUGGCCAAGAAGAACGCCAUCGUCCGCUCCCUGCCCUCUGUGGAGACCCUAGGCUGCACCUCCGUCAUCUGCUCCGACAAGACCGGCACCCUCACCACCAACCAGAUGUGUGUCACCAAGGUGGGUACACACACACGCCGUACAAACACACACACACAAACGUCUUGGUUUUUAACCAAAUAAAACGAAAUGGGAAAAAAACAUUUGUUUUUUUAUGUUUCUAAAUACAAAGUAUACAGCCACCAAAAGCACAUUAGGCUACUCUUGUUCCAUGCACAUAUGGGCAGUGUGCGUUACGGCUGGAUAGGCUGCGUUUCCGCUGUCAAAAUUCAUGCCAUAAUCAACUGAGUUACUGCUAGAACCAGCUUUUGGUUGGUCUUAAAUAUCGCUACCGGCUCUGCCUGAAAUUAGCACUUUGGAUCAUGUUAAGGACACGCCUAAAAUAUUUCCACCCCUCCCAUCUGAGCGCAAGCUUGCUGAUAUAAAACAGGUAAAUUACCGAACCUGGCGUUAGAGAUGGAAAAUGCCAGUGCGCCAGUUUUUAGAUAACGAAAUUGCAAACUGACAUGCGUUUGACACUAGUGCCGCCUUAAUGCCAGCCGAAAAUAGAGGCCUUUGUGUCACUGGCCUAUACACAAUACCCCAUAGGGCUCUAUUUUCGGCUGGCGUUAAGGUGUGAAUGCGAGAUUUGUGAAUGUGAUCUCUAAAAUGGUUCUAAUAUGUACAGUUGAAGUCGGAAGUUUACAUACACUUAGGUUGGAGUCAUUAAAACUCGUUUUUCAACCACUCCACAAGAUUCUUGUUAACAAACUAUAGUUUUGGCAAGUCGGUUAAGACAUCUACUUUGUGCAUGACACAAGUAAUUUUUUCCAACAAUUGUUUACAGAUUAUUUUAUAAUCCACUGUAUCACAAUUCCAGUGGGUCAGAAGUUUACAUACACUAAGUUGACUGUGUCUUUAAACAGCUUGGAAAAUUCCAGAAAAUUAUGUCAUGGCUUUAGAAGCUUCUGAUCGGCUAAUUGGCAUCAUUUGAGUCAAUUGGAGGUGUAUCUGUAGAUGUAUUUCAAGGCUUACCUUCAAAUUCAGUGGUAUCUGUAAGUGUAUUUAGACAUAGCCUGUUUAAAACAAAAAUGUCUAAAAACAUGUUUUCACUUUGUCAUUAUGGGGUAUUGUGUGGAGAUGGGUGACAAAAUAAUUCCAUUUAAUCCAUUUUGAAUUCAUUUUGUAACGACAAAAUGUGGAAUAAGUCAAGCAGUAUGAAUACUUUAUGAAAGCAAAAACACAGGUAUUGAAAAACUCAAACUGCAAUAAAGCAUGCUGGGAAAUAGGAUAAUGCAGCCAACUGCAAUAGGAUUGUGAGUAUGCUCAACAUUUGGGCAUAUACUGUAGCAGACCCAACAUACAGUGUUGCCUUCCAAAGGCAAACAUGAAUUUGUCAUUUUACUCCAAAAAUUACACACAUAUAUUAGAUCAAUUUAUUGUCCUUCUAAAGUCCACCCAACUCACAAAAUAACGCUGAUUAAGAAAUUGGUUCAGUUAGCUUUUUUAAAGUGCAUAGUUAAGCAGUGUGUGUUGUGUCUUUGUAAUGUGAUUCCAGAUGUUCAUCAUUGACAAAGUGGACGGAGACAGCGUUUCUCUGGGUUCCUUCGACAUCUCCGGUUCCAAGUACACCCCCGAGGGAGAAGUGUGAGUAUAGUCUGGACACACACACACACACACACACACACACACACACACACACACACACACACACACACACACACACACACACACACACACACACACACACCUACCUGACUUACUGUCUUCUCCAUCUCUCUCUCAGUACUAAGAAUGGUGCGUUAGUGAAGUGUGGCCAGUAUGAUGGCUUGGUGGAGCUGUCCACCAUCUGUGCUCUGUGCAACGACUCCUCUCUGGACUACAACGAUGUAAGGAGAAGCUUUCUAUGUGUGUGCGAGUGAGUUUGCGUGCGUGCGUGGGUGUGCAGUACUGUGUCAGCACUCAGUAUCUGUAUAUGUGUAGCUGUUAUUUUCUGUAGCUGAUAUGUGCAUUAGUCUAGCCCAGAUCUGAUAGUGUCUUUCCCCUCUCUCUCUCCUGCAGUCUAAGGGCAUCUAUGAGAAGGUGGGCGAGGCCACUGAGACCGCUUUGUGCUGCCUGGUUGAGAAGAUGAACGUGUUCAACACUGAAGUGCGCGGCCUGUCCAAGCCCGACAGAGCCAACGCCUGUUGCUCUGUAAGUCUUCCUCCCUCCCUCCCCCUUUCCCCCCUCUCACCUUUCCUCUCCAGUCCACCCUCUCUCACCCCCGUCUUUUCCUUCUGGCCCUCCACUCCCCCUACUCCUAUUCCCCAUCCCAUCCCUCUCAUUCCUCCCACCCCUCUCCAGCCCCAUUUCUCCCCCCCCCUCCCUCCCUCUCUAACCCCUGUCCUCUCCAUCUCUCUCCCAGGUGAUCAAGCAGCUGAUGAAGAAGGAGUUCACCCUGGAGUUCUCCAGAGACAGGAAGUCCAUGUCAGUGUUCUGCUCCCCAGCCAAGUCUUCUAAGGCUGCCGUCGGCAACAAGAUGUUCGUCAAGGUGAGAGAACACCGGCACCCGUCUCUAUGGAAACGCUCAGGGUAAACGUCCCAGUGACGUUGUCAUAUCAACAAUCUCUAUAGCAAUCUUGCAGUGAUCGUUUCUAAAGUUCCAAAAUGUUCCUUGAGUCCUGACCGUUAUCUCUCUCCCUCUCUCCCUAGGGCGCUCCCGAGGGUGUUAUUGAGAGGUGUGCAUAUGUGCGCGUUGGCACCACCCGUGUGCCCCUGUCCGAGCCGGUCAAGAACAAGAUCAUGGCUGUGAUCAAGGAGUGGGGUACCGGCCGUGACACCCUGCGUUGCCUGGCACUGGCCACCCGCGACACACCCCUCCGCAUGGAAGAGAUGAACCUCGAAGACGCCACCAAGUUCGGCGACUACGAGGUGAGAAAGGAGGGGGGGGGGGGGGGGGGGGGGGGGGCGUCAGGGAAGAGGAAUUUAAGUACCUACUGUUUUAAUUGCUAGGUAAUUAAAGGGGUUCCUGAGUGGCUCAGCAGUCUAAGGCACUGGAGGCGUGACCGGGAGCCCCAUAGGGUGGUGCACAAUUGGCCCAGCGCCGUCCGGGUUGGGGGGGGGGUUUGGGUGGGGGCUUUACUUGGCUCAUCGCGCUCUAGCGACCCCUUGUGGCGUUGAACGGUGUUUCCUCCGACAUAUUUGUGCAGCUAACUUCCGGGUUAAGCAUGCAGUGUGUUAAGAAGUAAGCGGGUCAUGUUUCGGAGGACGCAUGUCUCGACCUUCGCCUCUCCCGAGACCAUUGAGGAGUUGCAGCGAUGAGACAAGGUCGUAACUAGCAAUUGGGAGAAAAUGGGGUAAAAACAACAAAACAUUUAAUAAUAAUCAUAAUUACUAGGUAAAUACAAACACUACUACUGGAAUUUCUAUCUAAAUUCAUUGCAUUCAAGCGUUAUUUGAACAACAACUCAUUUCAUUUCCAAAGCACUUACCCUACGUCUCCCCUCUCUCUCUCUGUCUGUGGUCCUCAGACUGACCUGACCUUCGUGGGCUGCGUGGGUAUGCUGGACCCCCCUCGUAAGGAGGUCAUUGGAGCUAUCGAGCUGUGCAGGGCUGCUGGCAUCCGCGUCAUCAUGAUCACUGGUCAGUAUACUGGACUGCAAAAAUCUGGUGCUUUUCCAAAAAUUCCCUGGUUUUCCAGAAAACCCGGUUGGAAGUUCCCUGAAUAAAGACGGAAUAAACAGGAAAUCCGGAAUCCUCCAACCAGAAUUUCUUGAAAACCUGGGGAUUGUGGGAAAGUUACCCGAUUUUUGCAACCCUAACUCACCUUUUCUCUCUGUCUCCAUGUCUUUAUCACUCCCACAGUUUCCAUCCAUCUACCUCUUCUCCGUUGGUUGUCUUUCCUCCAUUAGUCCCGUGUAGCUCAGUUGGUAGAGCAUGGCGUUUGCAACGCCAGGGUUGUGGGUUCGAUUCCCACGGGGGGCCAGUAUGAAAAAAAAAAAUUUUAUGCACACACUAACUGUAAGUCGCUCUGGAUAAGAGCGUCUGUUAAAUGACUAAAAUGUAUUAUAUUUCACUCUGGUGGUCUCAGAGAGGACGGAAAUAAAUUGAGAAACAAUAUCUUACGACAACUCAUUAUCUUCCCUCUCUCUCCCUCCCUCCCUCCCAGGUGACAACAAGGGAACAGCCGUGGCUAUCUGCCGUCGUAUUGGCAUCUUCACUGAGGAUGAGGACACCACUGGCAGAGCCUUCACUGGCCGUGAGUUUGACGACCUGCCCCUCCACGAGCAAAAAAAAGCAGUCCGCAAGGCCUGCUGCUAUGCCCGCGUUGAGCCCUCUCACAAGUCCAAGAUCGUUGAGUUCCUGCAAGGCUUCGACGAGAUCACCGCCAUGGUGAGGGGAGGGAACAGGAACAGAGAAGACACUCCUAUUCAAAACUCAAAAGCUUUAUUGUACAACCAUCCAAUUUACAAAAAACGGAAUAUUUGCCAAAUACGAUUCAUAUCACACAGAACACAUCACUAACAGUCAUCCUCCUUCUCUACCUUCUCUUCUCUUUUCUCUCUCUUCCUCCCCCUCCACCAGACCGGAGAUGGAGUGAACGAUGCCCCCGCCCUGAAGAAGGCCGAGAUCGGCAUCGCCAUGGGCUCUGGCACUGCCGUUGCCAAGUCUGCCUCUGAGAUGGUCCUGGCUGAUGACAACUUCUCUUCCAUCGUGGCAGCUGUCGAGGAGGGCAGAGCCAUUUACAACAACAUGAAGCAGUUCAUCCGUUACCUCAUCUCCUCCAACGUUGGGGAGGUUGUCUGGUGAGUGUUCGGGGGGGGGGGGGUUGAAGUGAACACAUCGUGACCACAUCGCGCCUGACACAUAACCGUGGUUGACCGCCAAUCCAGAGGGAAUUGUUGGAAGACUUCACUGUAGUAGCAGCAUAACUACUUGACAGCCAAUAAAGAAGAAGUAUGAGCGUGACCAAGACACCACCGUGGCCAAGAACAUCAAUAUGACUGCCACACACAGUUCUAGUCACAACUUACUCUUCUCCUUUUCUCUCUCUCUCCUCAUCCAUCCCUCCACCUCUCUCAGUAUCUUCCUGACCGCUGCCCUGGGUCUGCCGGAGGCUCUGAUCCCUGUCCAGCUGCUGUGGGUCAACCUGGUGACUGAUGGUCUCCCUGCCACCGCCCUGGGCUUCAACCCCCCUGACCUGGACAUCAUGGGCAAGCUGCCCCGCUCCCCCAAGGAGCCCCUCAUCUCUGGAUGGCUGUUCUUCAGAUACCUCGCCAUCGGAGGUACGAUAGCAUAAGAUGCCAUACCAUAUAAUGUGACACAACAGUUCUAUUGUCCAUUUGCAUGGAAAUGUAUUUUGUGAAGUCAGGAACACAUCAAAAACACCAAAUACAAUAAAAUACACAACAAAACAAUACAAUUACAAAUGCACUGUCCAUUCUGCUUUCCUCCUCUCUUUUUCAUUCAACAACCGUUGGGGUCACUAGAAUACCAUUGUGAAUGCAUGACCAAUACAUUGCCUCAUUCUAAGUAGUUUGCUAGUGUGGAUGUUGUUUAAGUAGUAUGCUAUGGUGGAUAUUGUUUCUAAAGCCCCGUCUAUACCUGGUGCUAACAUGCAUCCUUUGUCCACAUUCUAAUUGUGCCCACAUUUUUAGACAGGUGUAGACGAUUAAAAGACUCAUUGUGAUCUGAUUGUAAUCAGAUCUUCCAAGUGUAAACAAACAAGAUCAGGUCAAAGAACACAUUUUUUACAUUUAAACAUUUUAGUCAUUUAGCAGACGCUCUUAUCCAGAGCAACUUACAGUAGAGCGCACACAUUUUCACACCGUUUUUCAUACUUGUCCCCCGUGAGAAUCAAACCCACAAACUUGGUGUUGCAAGCGCCAGGCUCUGCCAACUGAGCCACAUGGGACCUGUUAGCAGUAGGUAUAAACAGGGCUUAUGUAGUAUGCUAGCGUGGAUAUUGGAACAGGACCAUGUUCCAGGUUCAACAUAGACAGUAUGCUCACUAUCCAUCUCUGACCUAAUUUUAUCUCAUGAAGCUAUGUCCGACUCUCCAACCCUGAACUAUCCCUGGCUCAAUCGUCAAUCUAACUACAACCCUGACCCAAUGUCAAACGCUUAGAGCCUCAACCCUCACCGACUGCUGCUUUGCCCAAUAAUGGGCGUACAGCAGUGGCAGUCAGUGCCGUUUAAGAUGAGGGAGGAAGAUAAUUUUUUUAAUGAGCAUGGCCUUAUUUCUAUUACAGCAUAUUGGAUGACUGUCAUUCAUAUUCCAUUCACCCAGCUCAAUGUGAUGUCGAUAGGUUUUAGGCUACUACAUGAUACUCUCCCUAUACCCAUCAUUAGGUUGCUACAACCUAGCCUAUAAAUGAAAGUUUACAACAUAGGUGCACAGGUCGAGAGAAAGAUUACAGUAAUCAAGGUGACAGACAGUGACACAUUCAAUACAGCCUUGCACACUCUUGCCUGCAUCUAGCUGAUCUAGGGUGUAAUCAUUAGUCCAACAGUUACAAACAAGAGUUUCUAUUGGACAAAUUCAGGGACGUUUAUCCCCGUUUUGUUCUGUUUGCUUCCUUUUAAGAAACGUUUUAACCGAAUCGGCGGAAUGAAUACGCCCCUGAUCACACGCAAACACAGUUCACUUUCAUAGUCAACAUAGCUGCUAGAACCAACACGUUAGUAAACCCGCUACAAUCAUGCAGUACAGUCAGCAAGCAGUUUAGCAGUUACACCGGCAGGCCCCAAUGGCAAUACAUUUAUAAAACCAAAAGUUUACCUCGACAUAGAAAAGUUCCAGUGUUGGAUAGCCAUAGCUAGCUAGCUAACAUAGCAUCACUCUCUGUUUGAGCCAGGUGUUUAAGUAGGCUAAACUAGUUAGCUGCAUUCACUAGCUAAGUGAAAGUGAAGAAAAAAUAUUUAUAUAGCUAGCUUUCUCUCUCUCUCUCUUGCUUCUCCAUCAUUUUUGAAGAAAUUAAUUUGUUCAAAACUGUUCAACUGUUGUCUUUCUCUGACUCAACUACUCACCACAUUUUAUGCUUUCAGUACUAGAUUCAUUCGCUGAUCUUUUGAUUGGGAGGACGGAAACUAGCUGUCCUCCAGCUACACCAUGGUGCUACCCUACAGAGUGCUGUUGAGGCUACUGUAGACCUUUAAUCAAUUAUUUGGUGGCGUGAAUAUAUUUAGUAUCGUUUUAUCUAAAAAGGAUAACGUUCAUAUUUCACAACAACAAAAAACACCCCUUCCUCCUCUGAGGAGCCUCCUCUGGCAUACAGCCUAGACACCCUGCCCCCUUCUACCACACCACAUUCAAAUUGAACAGUGCUUUAUUGGCACGGUGGUGGGAUACAAACUGUAACCAAAGCAAUAAUCAAAUUAAUGUUAUACCGUUUCUGUACAUCCUCGUGAUAAAGGAACACAGUAGAUAAAAAAUAUUAAUUAAAUUAAAAGUGAUGCAAAGCGAAUUUCCACACAAGCUAACAACAAAGUAUGUCCUCAUCUCGAUACUUCAACAGGUAAAGGAAAUCAAAUCAAUCGGACCAAUUAUAAUUGAGAUUAAUGUUACCUGACUUCCUGUGGUGUGUUCCAGGCUACGUCGGUGCUGCCACCGUUGCUGCUGCCGCCUGGUGGUUCCUCUACAGUGACGACGGCCCUGGCGUGACUUUCUACCAGCUGGUAAGUAGUAGCAUCAGAUACGGAAGAGGAAGCAAGACCUCCCACUCCCCAAUUUAUAUUUCAAUGGAAGUCAAUGAACUAAGCAGACUGCUCUCUCAUUGGUGUCUAUGGGAGAGGCAUAUAUAUAAAUAUAUAAUAAUCCUAUACAAUCCUGGGGGUAGGGGCUACAUAGGACUUACAUUUAAAUUAGUUAUUGAGCAAAAACGUACAGUCUGGUGAGUAGAGCAGAGGUUUCAUCCCAAAAGGCACCCUAUUCCCUAUAUAGGGCCGAUAGGGCUCUGGUCAAAAGUGUUGCACUAUAGGAACUAGGGUGCCAUUUGGGAUGCAACCAGACUCUGUAGAACAGGGAGUGGUCUCCACCUUUACUGGGUGUGCAGGCUUUUGUCCCAGCCCAGCACCAACACACCUGUAUCACAUAAUCAACUAUUGCUUUUUAGAAUUAGAAAAACUUUGUCCACACAAUGUAGAAAUGUGUCUUUGGCUUCACCACAUAAAAACAAGCAUGAAACACCAUCCCAGAUAAUGAAAUAUACCAUGCAAAGUACAAACGUGCUACAGUGCCACUGCAGCACCAAAUUCAUAUAUGUUGCAUCAUUGGUCUAAAACCAUAAUCAUCAUCAAGAGAUCCUCGUUUAAAAUACAUAAAUGGUCAAAGACCUUCAUCAUUAUUAUCAUCAUGAUCAUCAUCAAUCUUGGGGAUAUUUAAUCUUAAGGGUAGGGGCUACCUAGGAUCUACAUUUAAACUUUUUACUGAGCAAAAAUGUACAGUGAAUGAUUCUGUGAUAAUCCAGUAAAUGGUUCCAUCCUAAUUCUCUGAUUUUUCUCCUCAGUCCCACUUCAUGCAGUGCCACGAGGAAAACGAGGACUUUGUCGGCAUCCACUGUGAGGUGUUUGAGGCCGCUCCCCCCAUGACCAUGGCCCUGUCUGUGUUGGUCACCAUUGAGAUGUGCAAUGCCCUCAACAGGUCAGACUGCAACUUGAACUAGAAGCAACUUUGGUUCCUGCCUGGUUCAAUAUAAAGGAAUGUUUGAAGAUUCAUGUUAGAAAUGCAAGAUUCAACAGAUUAAGUCCCAGAUUAAGCCUACUCCUUGACUAAAAAAGCACUUUCAAUGGAGAUUAUCCAUUUGGCAUGCUUUGUAGCAGGACAGGAGUAGGUUUAAUCUGGGUCCUCAAAAUGUGCAACAUUGGUAGUUUGUUAGCACUGUAAUUCUUGAUACACACACACACAGUAUAUCAAUUUAGAGGUAGAACAUGAACAGUGAAGUUAUAGAAAACACUUAUGUUUAUAAAUUAUAGCACUUCUAUAACAGUGUGUUUCUAAAACACAGAGUAUCAAGAGUAUGAUAUGAAAGCCUAAUCCCAGAAGUAGCUAUAACAUUGAAAGUGUAGUAUAACCCCAAAGAAAUUGAAAGAGUAAUUUUGGAUUAAACAUGCAGAACAAACAUGAUCCUCCAUCCCUCACCAUGUAAUCUCAGAUCCCCACACGCUUCUGCACACCUCUUGGCAUACACCUAUGUGGAUAACUGUGUAUAAACACACAUUUUAAAUACUUUAUUUGGAUUCACAAAUCAAAUUUACAUUUUAAGAAGGAUCCAAACAUCUCAGCGUGCGCACACACACAGUGUUCAGCCAGCGUGCAUUACGUAACCCCUCCAUCUCCCCAUCCCUCCCCUCCUCUCCCAGCUUGUCUGAGAACCAGUCCCUGGUGCGCAUGCCCCCCUGGAGCAACCUGUGGCUGGUUGGAGCCAUGUCCCUCUCCAUGUCACUCCACUUCGUGAUAAUUUACGUCGACCCCAUGCCCGUGAGUCUGCCUUGCCUUACCUCACAUACUUGUCCUGUCCGGCUCCAAGAACCAUUCGUUUGGAUCCUACAUCCAUCUCUCUCUGCCUCUUUUUUUGUCUUACUCUCUCGAUCUCCUUCUCGCUCUCCUUCUGUUUUCUUCUCACUCUCUCUCCCAGCAAAACAUUUUAGCUAUAGACAUUAUUGUUAUACAGUCCCCUUUACUGAGUUCCCUGACACUAAGGGUUUUAUUCGAUCCGUAUCGCGGAAAUUCAGCGUAAGCGUGUGAUUGAAAUUUAAAGGCAACGUCACCGCGUUAGCGGAGACUGCAUUCACGGUAAACGCUACAUAUGUCGGCUCAAUCGGAAAUUACCUGAACAUUUCUAUCGCACAAUCUGUAACGCUUCAGUGAUACAGAUUGAAUAGAGCCCCAAGUAAGAGUAUGUGAGAACUAAGAGUAUUUGACAACUGAGUAAGGCCUAGAUUCAAUCUGGACCGCAGAAGAUCUGCGUCAUAGUGCGAUUGACAUUUAAAGGACAUUUCCGAUUGAGCCAACAUAUGCAGCGUUUACAGUGAGUGGUCUACGCAAACGCGGAAACAUUGCUUUUAAAAAGGUGCAUAGCUGAAAAGGGGCGAUCGGAUUGAAUCUAGCCGUAAGAGUAUGCGAUAACUAAAUAAUAUUAUGUGAUAACUAAGUAGUAGUAUGUGAUAUGUGUCUGAAAUGUACCUGUCCUCUCCGCUGCAGAUGAUCUUCAAGUUGACCCACUUGAACGUGGAGAAAUGGAUGGUGGUGCUCAAGCUCUCCUUCCCUGUCAUCCUCAUUGACGAAGUCCUCAAGUUUGUGGCCCGCAACUACCUGGAGGGUAUGGACACACACACAUCGAUUAAAUCUAGAAUAUUCCUUGUAAUAAUAUCCUGUAAUAUCCACAGCAAUGUUCCCUCUAAUUAUUUUGGGCACUGAGCAAAUUUCAGGUAUUGUGAGUGGAAACUUGGAACGUUGUGAGAAUUCUGUGCAACUUCUGGCGUAUCCUUACAGUUUUAGACAGUAGCCAAAAGGAUAUUGUGGCUAUUUGAGCAUAAUGUAGGCCUAUCAGUGGCCUACCAACAAAACCAAUCUCAUAACAUUUUCACGAUUUGGAUUUCUAUGAUAUAGCCUACAGUAGCCUAUAUUUUAUUAAAUUUUUUAUUUUACCUUUAUUUAACUAGGCAAGUCAGUUAAGAACAAAUUCUUAUUUACAAUGACUCCUACACCGGCCAAACCCGGACGACGCUGGGCCAAUUGUGCGCCGCCCUAUGGGACUCCCAAUCACGGCCGGUUGUGAUACAGCCUGGAAUCGAACCAGGGGGUCUGUAGUGACGCCUCAAGCACUGAGAUGCACUCGAUAUCAUAUAGGGUGUUCAAUGCAGUCUUUUAAAACGUUUUUACAUUAUGCUCUGGUAGAAAGCAGUAACGCUGACCAAUUUAAGAAAAGGCAUUAGGGCUAGGGUGGACUGUAAAUUAAGUUUAGGACUGUUGCUACAGCAACACAUCGGUCAGGAUAUUAGAGGAAUGAGGAGAUGGAGCAGGAAUCCAAUACUUGAUUUUACUGCACACACAGAGCACAUUGGGUUGUUUGGAAGUGUUGUGGUUUUUGGUCAGUCACGCACAACAAAGAAAGAACAAAGCCAAGAUGGCCACCCGAUUGAAUCACCAGGACAACUGAAAGCUAGGGGGAAAACGGCAGUUAAAAUAGUGCAGGAAUGUCAAUUAGUUCAGUGGGAACAGGUGUGGUAAUUAGCCAGAGAGGGGCAUGGCCAGAGUAGAGGGAAAACCUGGUUGCUGCCUUGAGCCUUUGUAACACCAAUACUUACCUAUAUCUGGGCUAAUAACUCGCUAACUAGCAUAGAAUAUCAACAAAUGUGCACACGCAUGGCUCUGAUCUGAAAAGCGGAUCCACUCGCUGGUGAUUGAGAGACCUACCCGUCAAUAUAAUUAUACUCCAAUGCGUUUUGGCUUAGCCUAGGCAGCCGAUAGUGGGCGCUUCAUCUGUACUAUCGUCUAGGAUUGAUGUGCCCAGCCGGUAAUACAUUUGUGUCCCCCAUGGGCCGGCUCGUACAUAAAGCAUCCUCCAUUCAGGCUGCAAAGGCAUCAUUUUCCUUUUUAACUAGCUGGAAAAAUAUGUGUACUGCAGUGUUGCCAACUCCUCAGUAAGGAAAGUAGCUAUUGGCUGUCCUAAGUCACUAGAAGUUGCUAAAUGAUGUUAUCACCUAAUUUGCAUAAUUGGCCAUGUGCAUGUAAUUGUGAUGGACGUUGUGGGAGAGACAAAAAGUGAGUAAAAAACAUCCUACAUUUACAUCCCGCCCUGAAUGUAAGCCAGGGCGGGAUCAGCCAGCGGUGGCUUCCCGCAUGCGCGAUUCAUUUGCAGUCUGGACGCGGAGGGGUGAACAUCUCCUGCUCUGACUGCAGCUGGGAGGCACUGCUGCGAGGACUGGGCCGCCUGUGAGUGCUUUGGGACGCUGCUAGUUGAGAAGAGUAAGAACGAUACGUGCUUUCACGUCAGAGUCUCCAAAAGUCUCCAAUAACACCAGAAAAAGUCGCUAGAUUUGUCGCUAGUCGCUUUUUUGAAAAUGUGUCGCUAGAGGGGUCUGAAAACUCGCUAAAUAUAGCGACAAAGUCUGUAGUUAAGGAGGAAAAGAUCUAGCGCCCACUAUCGGCUACCUAGGAUAGCUGUGGCUCUGCCUACAACAAAAUCACAGACUCAAUCUUAGAUUUGGUUUGUUGCAUUGAAAAGUGGCUGAUAUAAUGUUGAUUCGAUCACAGAGAAAAACGAUGAUCUAUAUAGUGCGAACUCAGUGAAGUUUAAUCUCUUGCAUCUCUGCGCGGGCUGGCAUUUCUUCUGCACGGCAGUCCUGGAGGUGGUGCGUGGCCGCGCACAAUUUAGCGUGAACAUUGAUCCACAGCCUUUCAUACCUGCUUCAAUGGCUUACUAAGACUGUCAUCCAUUCUAAAUAUUAUUUAUUUAAUUGCAAAACCUUUAAUAAUAAUGAUAAUCGGUUAAUGUGAUUUACCUUCCUAUCAAGUGCCUUCAUAUCUCUUCUAACCCCUCUCCCCCAUUUUUCCUAUACCUGCCACUGCCUUGGCUACUCCCCCCUCCAUCCUGUUUUCACUUUGUUUAUGAAUCAAUGGUUUUGGAUUUUGUGCCCAGAUGGAGUCAACACUUAAUGUACACUGAUAAUAUAUAAUACAUAUAAUAUCACUCAUAUGUAUUCACUGAAGUCUAUGUGUGAGUGUCUUCCUACAGGUUUCUAUGUAUCCCCAUAUUGCUUAAGGUUUGUCUAAUUUUAUGGCUAUAAUGCCACAUUUAGGUAGUAUUUAGGUAGCCUGUGUAGACUCUUCCACUAGCAAGAUCUAGCUUGGGUUUUAACUUGCUAAUAUUACAACUUUCCAACAUUAACAUGUAACUACGGUCAACAUACAGUAGCCUAUGAUUGUGUGGAAAAGUCAGGUUUUUUUAUGAACAUAUUAUGAAAAAUAUUGGUAUCAUUUAGCAGACGCUUUCAUCAAAAACAACUUAGUCACGCGUGCAUACAUUUUACAUAUGGGUGGCCCCUGGGAAUUGAACCCACAAUCAUGGCGUUGGAAGCACCAUGCUCUACCAACUGAGCGACACAGAACCACCAAUAUGUGGUACUGAGUAUAUAAGUGUUGGAUAACGUCAAUUGAGCAGUACUAAAAUGUAACUAAAUUACCAGAAUAAUAGACAUGCCCAACUCCACAUCAAUAAAUAGUACUUAAUGUAGAUCUAAAAGGAUUGUAUAAUUAGAAAUAUGGUAAUUAUAGGCUGGGUUGGAAUGUUCCCCAUAUUGCUUAUACCGAUCCUCCAAGGGGCUAGUUCUCAAUUUGGGACUUGAGUCUAGUCCUACCUCAUCCGGUUGCCAAUAACCUCAAAAUGACGGCCAUUUUCUUUCCCAUGCAGUUGCUGAUGACAACCUAGUAAGCAAGAAGUGGGACUAA